AUGGCGGAUCAGGCGGCGGCGGCGGGGCAGCCGCAGCCGCUGGGGUACCUCUGCGGCAUCUGCAGGGAGCUGGUGCCGGAGCUCCACCGCGGCGGCAGCUGCGCGCACGCCUUCUGCCGGGCGUGCCUGACGGGCCACGUCCGCGCCAAGAUCGAGACCGGCGGCGGCGGCGCCCCCGUGCGCUGCCUCUACUGCGACGGCAAGCUCGAGGCCGAGCUGUGCCGCGCCGUCCUGCCGGGCGACCUGUUCGAGCGCUGGUGCGCCGCGCUCUGCGAGUCCUUGUUCCUCGGGGCGCGGCGGGUCUACUGCCCUUUCCCCAACUGCUCGGAGAUGAUGGUGGCCGACGACGAAGAAGAAGAAGAAGGCUGCAAGAAGGGCGCCGGGGAGCGCGUGACGCCGUCGGAGUGCCAGGUGUGCAGGAGGCUGUUCUGUGCGGUGUGCUGCGUGCCGUGGCACGACGGCGUGGACUGCGACGCGUACAUGAAGCUCGGGAAGGGGGACAGUAGGAGAAAGGAGGACAUGGUGAUCCUGGAGAUGGCCGAGAAGAAGAAGUGGAGGAGGUGCCCCAAGUGCCAGUUCUUCGUGUCGAAAAUCGAUGGCUGCUUCCACAUUAUCUGCAGGUGUGACUAUGAGUUCUGUUAUGGAUGUGGCAUUGAGUGGGGGUCGUCAUGUACUUGUGAGGACGACAUUGACAACGAUGAUGAAGAUGAUUCUGAAAAUGAAGAUAGCGAUUACAAUGGUUUGUGAUCACUUAUUUGGUAGAAGUGAUAUGUGAGCUCCUGGCACUUCUUCUGUAGAUUCCAUUGCGGCUACGUGAUUAUUUUCAUGUAUUACUUGGUGCAAGCUU
Molecule: messenger RNA, 847 nt
Organism: Brachypodium distachyon (stiff brome)
Lineage: Eukaryota; Viridiplantae; Streptophyta; Magnoliopsida; Poales; Poaceae
Product: probable E3 ubiquitin-protein ligase ARI10
Exons: 2
Coding region: 1-747 (248 amino acids)
Biological process (GO): ubiquitin-dependent protein catabolic process; protein polyubiquitination; positive regulation of proteasomal ubiquitin-dependent protein catabolic process
Cellular component (GO): ubiquitin ligase complex; cytoplasm
Molecular function (GO): zinc ion binding; ubiquitin protein ligase activity; ubiquitin conjugating enzyme binding
Source: RefSeq, a predicted model, not a curated record